UCCUACCACAUUACAGUUGUACAAGUCUCCGACGACACUCACAUAUGCACCGCCAAGCUUUCCGCGCACGUGCGUACAUCACCAACCUCCGCGACCAUCAGCACCUACAACAACCAAGCAGAAACGACAUCACGAUGUUCAUACAGUAACGAGAAAAUAUAAAAGCUUUGUGAAACAUAUUACACAAAGAUGGCGCCCGCCACGCCCUUCAACGCCGCAGAAAUCACCGAAAAGGCGCGACGCGACCUGCUGCUGCUGCUCGAGGGUAUCCGAGGAAAGAAGAAUCUAGUUCUUGAGAAAGCACUUGCCGGCCCACUGAACUUGCUAGUCAAGUUUUCAACGCUCCAGGAGUAUGGCGUCGAUAAGCCGUUCUUUCUUGAGAACGACAAUGUCGAUGCCAGUCAAAGGAAUGUCGUGUUUCUUGUAAGAGGAGAGAAGGCGAAGACGGUGAUGAGGGUUGCUGAUCAAAUCAAACGCAUACGGAGAGAAAGCGAGAUUGAGCACGAGUUCUCUAUCUUCUGGGUACCGAGGCGCACUAUCGUCUCCGACCAGCUGCUUGAAGAAGCUGGUGUGCUUGGUGAGGCCAGUGUCAGCGAGUGGCCUCUCUUCUUCGUGCCUUUAGCCGACGAUGUCCUAUCCCUCGAGCUUGAUGAUGCUUCCUCAGACUUGUACCUACGUAAAGAUCCCACGUCCAUCUACCUUGCCGCGAAAGCACUCAUGCUCCAGCAGCGCAAGUAUGGCCUUUUCCCGCGGAUCAUUGGCAAAGGAGAUAAUGGCAAGCGACUCGCCGACCUCCUCAUCCGGAUGCGUACCGAAGUGGCAGCAGGAGAAACCCCAAGCAGUACGGGCCCGUCCUUUCUCGGGCUUGCCCCAAGCACAACUAUCGACAGUUUGAUCAUCAUCGAUCGAGAAGUCGACUUCCCAACCGUGCUACUCACCCAGCUGACAUACGAGGGGCUCAUUGAUGAAGUCUUCAACAUCUCGGCUAAUCAGACCGAAGUUGACUCCUCGGUCGUCGGGGGCGCAGCACCACAACCAGGCCAGACAGGCUCAGCAUCCACCAGCAUGAAGCGUAAGAUCUUGAUCGACCCCAAAGACAGUCUCUACAGCGAACUCGGCGACGCCAACUUCGCCAUCGUCGGCUCCCUCCUCAACAAAGUCGCCCGCCGUCUCCAGUCCAGCACAGAGCGCAACAGCCUCGCCGCGAAAACCACAUCCGAACUGCGCGACUUCGUCGCCCGCCUCCCCGGUUACCAAGCCGAGCAAGCCAGCCUCAAACUGCACACCUCCCUUGCCGAGGAAAUCAUAAAAUACACGCGCACAGACACCUUCACGCGCACCCUCGAAGUCCAGCAGAACCUCACCUCCGGCGCCGAUCCCUCGACGCAGCACGACCUCAUAACCGAACUCAUCGACCGCGGCACGCCUCUCCCCGCGAUCCUGCGCCUGCUGUGCCUCGAAAGCACAACCAACGCCGGCAUCCGCGCCAAGGACCUCGACGCAUUCAAGCGCGCCAUCAUCCUCGCCCACGGCCCGCAGCACCUGCUCACGCUCCAAUCGCUGGAGAAAAUGGGCCUGCUGACGGCACGCGGCGGCGCCGCACUGGCCGGCGGCACAGGCAGCGCCGUUGCGCCCGGCAGCGUGACAAACUACACGCCGCUGCGCAAAGUGCUGCGGCUGUGGGACGACGAGGUCAACGAAGCCCAGCCCGCCGACGUCUCGUACGCGUUCAGCGGGUACGCGCCGCUGAGCGUGCGCCUCGUGCAGAGCAUCAUCAUGAGAGCGAGUCUCGCGCAGGCCAUCAAGCCCGUCGCGCCCGGCGCGCCGCCGAGCUCGAAUCCCCUCGCGCAGGGCUCGCGGCUGUGGGACGAUGCGGCAAAGUACGUGCGCGGCGCGACGUUCAGCGAGGUGCAGAACGGCGGUGUCAGCGCCAAGGCGCUGCGUGCGAGGCAGAUGCUGAGUGGGCAUGGGGACGCGGGGAAGACGGUCGUUGUGUUUUUCCUGGGCGGCGUGACGAGGGCUGAGAUUGCGGCGUUGAGGUGGGUGGGAGGAAAGUUGACCGAGGCGGGCGGCGAGGGGAGGGGGACGAGGGUGGUGGUAGCGGCGACGAAUGUGCUGACGGGUGAGAAGUUGGUGGAUGGGGCGACGGAGAAGGGCGUCUUCAAAGCGUAGGGUAUGUAGUGUUGAACGUGACUGGGGGUGAAUGUUGAGACGCUUCGAAACCGAGUCAGAUCUGUCCAGUCAAUCACGAUAGAUAGCAUUUGAGGCCGCAAGUGCACGUCGUUCUGCAAGCAAUGUCAGGGCUUGAAGAACUAGCUAGAGACAGCUCGAUCCUGCGUAUCACGGUUAUCAGUCGACAUGUUAGCAGGCCUGACUUACAGGUAGAAUGAAGCGGCAGUACUAAUGUAGUCUUUAAAGUCUCAUCAGCGUGCAAGAGCUCCCCGAACUGACACUGACUACCUCCCGUGUUUUCAUGAACGUGGUCUUCAUUCCGGCUUUUCUGCUAUCCGAGAAGACAACACCUCGAAGCAGUACACGAUGGUGGUGAUCAGACACAUUGCAUGAACG
This is a messenger RNA of Didymella exigua CBS 183.55, 2568 nucleotides long. RefSeq names its product vacuolar protein sorting-associated protein 33A. Gene Ontology annotation, biological process: intracellular protein transport; vesicle-mediated transport. Bases 190 to 2172 code for a protein of 660 amino acids. The record is from RefSeq and is a predicted model, not a curated record. NCBI's taxonomy places the organism in Eukaryota, Fungi, Ascomycota, Dothideomycetes, Pleosporales, Didymellaceae. Gene Ontology annotation, cellular component: CORVET complex; fungal-type vacuole. The transcript has 4 exons.